AUUCCCAUCAUCCUUUGCUACUGGUCCUGCUACAUAGGGAUGAUGGGAGUUGUAGUCCAAUCACCGCGGGAGACCCAGGUUUUAAAGCCAUGCAGAUAUUGAAUUAGAUAGAUCAGCGAGCCUUCCUGGCACUAUUUUUUAUUUCUUUGUAAAGGAUGAGUGGGGAAUCAAAGCCUUCCUAUAUAGAAACCGUUUCCCCAAAGACGCCCGCCGUGGGUCCGGGUACCCCAAGCGAGCGGGGAAGCGAGGCUCCUUUUUGGCGCAGGAACCGUAGCAUCCCGGAGCAUCUCUCCUUGGAAGCAAGUCCCGGAGCUCCACGAAGCUUGCUCCCAAAUAAUUGGAUCGCAAGCGUUUUAAAGCUGCGUUCCUAUGCACAGUUUAGCCCGGGAAGGAGCGCCGCGCGGGACCUGAAAGCAAUAUGCAUGCUGAAUGCUUCUUCAGGGAAGGGAGAACUCGAACCCAGAGCCAGGCGUGCUCGGUAGGAGCUGAGCCCCGGGACUGGUACUCUCGGCGGGUUUGCAGCCGUUGGCGCCUCUCCUGCGCGAGAGAGAGUCCGGAUCGCGCGUGGGGUCCGAGGAAAGGGUUGCCCUCAAGCGACGGGACGGGUCGAGAGCUUUGCUCCCUUAAGGAAAAUGGCUCCCCGGGACGCAGCCGCUGGUUCCCUUUCCUGUUCACGCAACUUCCCGAGACUCCGCUGCGGGUUGCGAGUCGGAGGGAGCGCGAGAAUGGCGCAAGUCAUCCGGAGGACGCUGGAGUGGAUCUACUCGCUGAUUCUUCUCACCAUUGUAUUGCUUUCAUGGGGAUAUGUCAUUUAUGCAACACGAAUAGCAGCCAAAUGGCAGCUGAAGGAAGACUACCCUGCAGAAACACAGAAUCUGUGAGAUAUUCAGCAGCAAAACAUCCCCACAGGCCAUGCAGCAAUGUGAAGAUAUCCACAGUUGUUUUAUUGCGGCUGGAAUGAGUUGUGAAAAUCUGAAUUCAAAGAUAGCAAGAAGAUUUACAAAAAAAAUAAAAAAAUACUGAAACUUCUCAAAUCAGGAUUAAAGCAAGAAAACACCAGGAAGGAAUUUAUGUUCUUAGUCAAUGAAAAAGAAUGUUCUCUUUUCACAUGCCUGUUUCUGCUAACAUCAACUAAGAAGACAACUUUUAGAGUUCAGAUCCCUUCCAUUUCACUGAUUCGGAUACAUUUCACUUCAAGCAUGGGGCUUUAAGUUGGCAUCCUAAAAGAGCCUGUUUUAAAUAUCUGGAUCACUUCUGAACAGAUUUUAUCAGCAAACCUGAUUUAUCACAUGUAUAGUGAAAAUGAAUGAAAUCCAGUAGUUUUUUCCAGGCCUCCUAAUGUCUUUUACUCUUUCUGAAAUCUAAAAAGAGAAACAGUGUGUGCAGUGCUUAGUGUCAAACUACCAUCUGGGAGACAAAGGUUCAAAUCCCACUCAGUCAUGAAGCACACAGGGUGAGACUUGGCCAUCCUCUCAGCCUAACAUAUUGGCUGAAGUUUUGCUGCAUUUCUUUUAUAGGUUUAUUUAUAUGCAUUGCUCUUCUUUCGUACUUUAUACCAUCCUUUAUGCUUUUAAAUUUUCUAAGUCACUUGGAGAUGGUUUAUGUGCGAAUAAUGAAAGGAACAAAUAAUAUCCCAGAGCUGUUGUAAGGAUGAAAUAAAGAGGUGAACCGUCUCCCACCUUGAGCUACUUGGAAGAAAUGCAAGAAUAAAUAACAUUCCAAAUCAG
Messenger RNA from Podarcis raffonei (Aeolian wall lizard), 1727 nucleotides. It is a transcript of the gene TZMP1, whose product is annotated as small integral membrane protein 27. NCBI's taxonomy places the organism in Eukaryota, Metazoa, Chordata, Lepidosauria, Squamata, Lacertidae. The record is from RefSeq and is a predicted model, not a curated record. The transcript is spliced from 2 exons. Bases 633 to 881 code for a protein of 82 amino acids.